Molecule: messenger RNA, 602 nt
Organism: Conger conger (European conger)
Lineage: Eukaryota; Metazoa; Chordata; Actinopteri; Anguilliformes; Congridae
Gene: ubl5
Product: ubiquitin like 5
Exons: 5
Coding region: 155-376 (73 amino acids)
Biological process (GO): protein modification process; mRNA splicing, via spliceosome
Cellular component (GO): nucleus; cytoplasm
Molecular function (GO): protein binding; protein tag activity
Source: RefSeq, a predicted model, not a curated record
CCUCUCAUUGGUGUUCUUCUUGAGCCGAAGGUACUUCUUCCUGUUUGUGUAGUCCUUGUGCGAGGAAGCUUGCUAGCGCGAUAGCCAACUGAGAAAUUGUUCAGUUUCGGUUUUUCUUUGUGAUAAACAGACCUGGUCGAACUUCAAGGACACAAUGAUCGAAGUCGUUUGUAAUGACCGCUUGGGCAAAAAAGUCCGAGUUAAGUGCAACUCAGAGGACUGCAUUAAAGAUCUUAAGAAGUUGAUAGCAGCACAAACAGGGACCAGAUGGGAAAAAAUUGUGCUGAAGAAAUGGUACACAAUAUUCAAGGACCACGUGACUCUCGGAGAUUAUGAAAUUCACGAUGGAAUGAAUCUGGAGUUGUAUUAUCAGUAGGAAGAGGAAGUUUGGAGUCCCCCCCCCCCCCUCUUCCCUGCAUCUUAACCCGCUCACCCCUAGCAGGAACAGUUUACCUGACUUUAUUUUGUCCCAUUUGGAAAUAAAAUAUGUAUUCUUAAGAGUGCGAGUCUUUUUCUUUGUUGUGCUGGCUCUUUGUGUGCUUUUACCCUUCUGUUUACCCCAAUGGAAACUCCAUUGAUAAUAAAUAUGAACUGAAAAUGUG